Molecule: messenger RNA, 1663 nt
Organism: Theobroma cacao (cacao)
Lineage: Eukaryota; Viridiplantae; Streptophyta; Magnoliopsida; Malvales; Malvaceae
Product: mitogen-activated protein kinase kinase kinase 17-like
Biological process (GO): signal transduction; protein phosphorylation
Molecular function (GO): ATP binding; protein kinase activity
Source: RefSeq, a predicted model, not a curated record
UCAACCGUUUUUUUUCAUUCUUAACUUCCUCUGUCUAGAAAAUCCGCUUGUUUCUUACAAGUUUUAAAUCUAUCUUCCUUUUCCACAAGAACUCUGUUGGCAUUGAUUGAUACCAAAGACAUCAACGAUCUCUGCUACAAAACUAUCUUGCUCAGCAAAGGGCGGUUUUCCAGUUCAUGGGAAACCGCUCCUCAGAUUUCCAUUUCAUUUUUCAUCAAGUGAGACCUUUACCAGUUGUUGAAUUCUUUUAGUUUUUCCCUUUUUUUAAUGAAAUUUCAAGUCUUGUGAAAUCCCUUUGUUCAUCAUUCUUCCUGUAACCGAAGGCAAUUGGGUCUUUUAUCAUUGUGAUUUUGCGAACUGUAUGAUUAUCAAAGGAUUAAAAGUUUCUUGUGAAUUGGGUCUCUGUACCCAAUCCAGGACUAGUUGCAUAGAUUCUCGUUCAUAUUUAACGAAGAAUUCAGAGAAAUGGCCGGGAGUCGCCAUUGUUCAUUCCCUUUUCCUGGGGAGUGGGUGAAGGGCAAAGUUAUUGGGUCAGGAUCCUUUGGAACUGUCCAUUUAGCCAUGAACAAGGUUACCGGUGCACUUUUUGUUGUGAAGUCUACAGAGUCUCGUGCUGGACUUGAAUCUCUAGAGAAUGAGGCUACCAUUCUUGAAGGGCUGACCUCCCCCUUCGUUAUUCAGUGCAUAGGGAAGGAAUUAUCCCAUGGAUCAAACGGUGAACGUAGAAUCAACAUAUUCAUGGAGUAUAUGGCUGGUGGUAGUUUGUUUGAUGUGGCAGAGAAAUUCGGUGGAGCAUUGGGUGAAGAAGUGAUCCGGUUAUACACCCGAGAGAUCCUACAGGGUUUGAAGUACCUUCACGAGAAUGAGAUUGUGCACUGUGAUCUCAAGUGCAAGAAUGUGCUUUUAGGCUCCUCGGGAGAUGUAAAACUGACAGAUUUUGGAUGUGCAAAGAGGCUCAAGUACAUGAAAAACAAUGGGGAGUCAGGGCCGUCUAAGCAAUAUGCUGGAGGGACUCCUUUGUGGAUGGCUCCUGAAGUAUUGAGAAAUGAAGGAUUGGAUUAUGCUUCAGACAUUUGGUCCCUGGGGUGCACAGUGAUCGAAAUGGCCACAGGCAGGCCACCUUGGAGUGAUGAGGUUUCAAAUCCAGCAGCAGCAAUGUUGAAGAUUGCAUGUAGCAACGAGAUGCCUCGGUUUCCAUCAAACUUUUCGAAGGAAGGGUUGGAUUUCUUGAGUAAAUGUUUGGACAGGCAUCCAAAGAGGAGGUGGACAGCAGAGGAAUUGCUUGAACAUCCAUUUAUAUUAGGAAGAUCAGUCAGGAAUUCCAGCACAGAUGAUGUUUGUUCACCUGCAAGCAUUUUAGAUAUUGGCAUGUAUGAUGAUUAUGAUUAUGAUUCAGAUGAGUCAGAGAGUUGCAAUGAGGGAGAGUCCCUGUACACUAACCCAUUUUCCACAAGGCAUUGUAUUCAAAGGAAGGGAACAGUCAGAAGGCAGCAGGCAGGAAGUGCCCUGGAUUCGUUAGAAGAUUGGAUUACUGUUAGAUCUGGUGGACAAUUGUAGUUUUCAUCUGAUCCAAAAGACAUUUGUAAUAAUAGAUAGAUGAAUCUGAAUGUGCAGUGAAUAAAUAAAUAGGUUGUGCAACUAUACUCCUUGAGAAAAACUUCAA